AUGUGGACCCCGUACGGUCGUUGUUUCCUGCUCAACUCGCUGCAAAACAAUAAUCGUAAAUCGGAGCAUUGGUUACCGGCCAGUAUCGACCGGAGUGAUAACUCAGAGCUUAAACUGGUAGUGAAUCAGUCAGUACGGGUGGACAUACUAAAUGAGGAGGAUUUGCCAAAUCCAUCGCUGCCCUCUGUGAAUUUCUUAUCUGGUUUAGGAACGAUAAAAACCAUUAAAUUUUACACAGAGGCAUUGGUUAAUGAUCCAGACAUUAAAGACUUUUCACCAGAGGCUCGCGAUUGCUACUUUCCUAAUGAGGUGCCGCCAAGGAGCGUAUUUAAGGCGUAUAGCUACAGUGCCUGUAUCACCGACUGCACCCGAAUCCAUCAAAUGGAUCGAUGCAACUGUUCCCUCUACCACUAUAAUCCCUUCAACGAUCAACGCUUUCCCGACUGUGACUACGAAGGCUAUCUAUGUGUGGAGCGGCUAGGACUUAUAAGUUCGGAUUUGCAAAUGAUGAAAAGGAAUAAACAUACUAUGUCUUCUUGCGAAUGCUUGCCCUCCUGCACGGAAGCCGACUUGAAGAAUAUAUAUUCGUACGAAGAACACGAGUGA
Molecule: messenger RNA, 606 nt
Organism: Drosophila innubila
Lineage: Eukaryota; Metazoa; Arthropoda; Insecta; Diptera; Drosophilidae
Exons: 1
Coding region: 1-606 (201 amino acids)
Biological process (GO): sodium ion transmembrane transport
Cellular component (GO): membrane
Molecular function (GO): ligand-gated sodium channel activity
Source: RefSeq, a predicted model, not a curated record